AUGAUUCUAGCAAGAGGUGUGCCGCUGGAUCUGUCCGCGCGGUCUCUCACCCACGUUUACAACCAGGUGAGAAACAUGAGUCGGGAAGGUGAUCCUUUGGAACACACUUCAAUCGUAAGGCUUUGCAUACAAGCCAAGAGGGAGGCGAUAACACAAUGGAAAGAAAGAUUGACAAGCGUCCAUACUAUAACCGGAACGAGAGUCAGACAAGCCAUCAUUCCAUAUAUGAAAGAAUGGUACGAAAGAAGACACGGCAGCAUCAUUUUCCACAGUACCCAGAUACUAACGGGUCACGGAUGCUUUCAAGAAUACUUGUACAAAAUACGAAGAACGGCCUCUCCGGGCUGUAAACACUGCUGCGACGUAUCAGACUCGGCCCAGCACACUCUGGAGUUCUGUCCGGCCUGGGAACAGGAUAGGGCGGAGCUUCGGAGGGUGCUGGGACGUGGAGUGGGACUGGACAUUCGAUCGGUGAUCGCCGAGAUUGUCGAUAACCGAACAAAAUGGAAAGCCUUCAACGCCUUUUGUGGGAGG
This is a messenger RNA of Linepithema humile (Argentine ant), 534 nucleotides long. RefSeq lists its product as uncharacterized. Lineage: Eukaryota; Metazoa; Arthropoda; Insecta; Hymenoptera; Formicidae. The record is from RefSeq and is a predicted model, not a curated record.